AUGCUCCGCGUCUUCGUCCUGCGGGCCGAAAAUGUCCUCACAGGCGACAGCGACAUCAGCGACACCUACUGCUCCUCCACAUUCCAAGGUGUCAAGAAGAGGACAAAGGUCAUCAAGAACAAUGUGAAUCCUGUCUGGAAUGAGGGAUUUGAGUGGGAUCUGAAGGGAGUCCCUCUGGAUCCCGAUGCCGAGCUCACCGUGGUGGUCAAGGACCAUGAAACCAUGGGAAGAAACAGGUUUUUGGGAGAAUCCCGGGUGCCGCUCCGGGAUGUUCUGGGCUCUCCCAGCCUGGCGGCCUCGUUCAGCCUCCCCCUGCUGGACUCGCGCAAGGAGAGCACCGGGGCCUGCCUGUUCCUGCAGGUUUCCUACCUCCCUCCUCCGGGGGCUCUCCCGCUUUUCCCGGCUCCGGCCCCUCCGGAUCCGGCCCCGGCUGCAGCCGAGCUGGACACGGUCACGGAGGCGGCCGGCGAGGAGGACACGGAGGAUCCGGAGGCCGCGGGGGACACGGAGCCCUCGGCGUCCCCGGGAGCGCCGGGCUCGGAGCCGCCCUCGCUGCCGAGGAAAGCGCCCGGGAUCGACUUCCAGGGGAUGAAGAGGAGGAGGAGGAGCUCUCCCAAAAAACCGUUAUCCAACAAACCGCAGGAUUUCCAGAUCCGGGUGAAGGUCAUCGAGGCCCGGCAGCUUCCCGGGAUUCAGAUCCGGCCGGUGGUGAAGGUGACGGUGGCCGGACAAACGCGGAGAACACGGAUCCGGAAAGGGAACAGCCCCUUCUUCGAUGAGACUUUUUUCUUCAAUGUCUUCGAGUCCCCAUCGGAGCUGUUCGAUGCUCCCAUUUUCCUCACGGUCGUGGAUUCUCGAUCGUUCCGCACGGAUUCGGUGAUCGGGGAAUUCCGGAUGGAUGUGGAGACCGUUUACUCCGAGCCAAAGCACGCUUUCCGCAGGAAGUGGCUGCUCCUCUCGGAUCCGGAGGAUUUUUCCGCGGGAGCCAAGGGCUACCUGAAGGUCAGCGCCUGCGUGCUGGGGCCUGGAGACGAAGCUCCUCUGGAGAAGAAGGAGGCGGCCGAGGACAAGGAGGACAUCGAGGCCAACCUGCUGCGCCCCACUGGGGUCACCCUCCGGGGGGCCCAGUUCUGCCUCAAGAUCUUCAAAGCCGAGGAUUUGCCCCAGAUGGAUGACGCCGUCAUGGACAACGUCCGGCAGAUCUUCGGCUUCGAGAGCAACAAGAAGAACCUGGUGGAUCCCUUCGUGGAAGUCAGCUUUGCUGGGAAAACGCUCUACUCCCGGAUCCUGGAGAAAAACGCCAACCCCCAGUGGAACCAGUGCCUGACGCUGCCGGCCAUGUUCCCUUCCAUGUGCGAGCGGAUGAGGAUCCGUGUGACCGACUGGGACCGUCUGACGCACAAUGACGUCAUCGGCACCGCUUUCCUGGGAAUGUCCAAGAUUUCGGCCCCUGGCGGGGAGCUGGAGGAUGAGUUUCCUGCUCCUGCGAAGCCUCUGAAUCCCUCGGACCUGGAUGACGGGCUGGGAUUCCUGCCGACCUUCGGGCCCUGCUACAUCAACCUGUACGGCAGCCCCCGGGAAUUCACCGGAUUUCCCGAUCCCUACGAGACGCUCAAUUUGGGAAAGGGCGAGGGGGUCGCGUAUCGGGGCCGGAUCCUGGUGGAGCUGGAGACCAAACUGGUGGAGCACAUGGAGCAGAAGGUGGAGGAGAUUCCUGCGGAUGACAUCCUGAGGGUGGAGAAAUACCUGCGCCGACGGAAAUAUUCCCUCUUUGCCGCCUUCUACUCGGCCACGAUGCUCCAGGGCGUGGACGGCGCCGUCCAGUUCGAGGUCAGCAUCGGGAAUUACGGCAACAAGUUCGACAACACCUGCCUGCCCCUGGCCUCCACCACCCAGUACAGCCGGGCCGUCUUCGAUGGUGCGCGGCACGGAUUCCGUCCUUCGGGAUGAUCCAAACCCGGCUGGUGGGAGAGAAUCCUGGAAUCGUGGAAUGGUUUGGGUUGGGAGGGGCUUGAAGGUUGUUCAGAAGCAAACCUGGAGAAGAUCCAGGUGGCCCUGAAAUCCAAUCGCUCUCCCAUCGAGCUGGAGGCCCUGGGAUCCCAACUGCUCGAUGAUGUCAUCGCUGACUGCAGCCUGAAGCUUCCCGAUGUCCUGGCGAAGGCGUCCAGCACCCACCUGGAUCAGAACCUCUUCCGCUUCCGGAGCACCCACCUGGAGCAGAUCCUGAAGGUGGCCCUGAGGCUCAAGCACGACAAUUCCGGCCUUUCCCAAAUCCUGGAUCAGGCGGAGGAUUGGCUGUGCCGGCUCCGGGCCAUGGCGGAGGAGCCCCAGAACAGCCUCCCAGACAUCGUCAUCUGGAUGCUCCAGGGGGACAAACGCGUGGCCUACGCCCGUGUCCCGGCCCACCAGGUCCUGUAUUCCCGGAACAUUUCCAACUGCUGCGGCCGGAACUGUGGGAAGCUCCAGACCAUCUUCCUCAAGUACCCGCAGGAGGAGGCGAUGGGGCCGCGGAUCCCGGCGCAGAUCCGGGUGAGGCUCUGGUUUGGAUUGGCCGUGGAUGAGAAGGAAUUCAACCAAUUUGCCGAGGGAAAACUCUCCGUCUUUGCUGAAACCUACGAGAACCAGACCAAGCUGGCGCUGGUGGGGAACUGGGGCACCACCGGCCUCACUUAUCCCAAAUAUUCCGACGUCACCGGCCGGAUCAAACUUCCCAAGGACAGCUUCCGGCCUUCUGCAGGAUGGACCUGGGCCGGGGAUUGGUUCGUCUGCCCAGAAAAGACGUUGUUGCACGACGUGGACGCCGGACACCUGAGCUUCGUGGAGGAGGUGUUUGAGAACCAGGUCCGGCUUCCCGGGGGGCAGUGGAUCCACAUGACCGAUUCCUACACGGACGUGAACGGGGAGAAGGUCCUGCCCAAGGAGGAGAUUGAGUGUCCUCCAGGCUGGAAGUGGGAGGAUGUGGAAUGGGACACGGAUCUCAACAGGGCUGUGGACGAGAAAGGUUGGGAAUACGGGAUCACGAUCCCGCCGGAGCGCAAGCCCAAGGCCUGGGUGCCGGCGGAGAAGAUGUUCCACACGCACCGGCGCCGGCGCUGGGUGCGGCUCCGCCGGCGCGACCUGGAGCACAUGGAAACCAUGAGAAAGCACAAGCAAGAGGAGCUGGAUGGGGAUGGUUGGGAAUACGCUUCCCUCUUUGGCUGGCGCUUCCACCUCCAGCAGCGCCGCUCCGACUCCUUCCGCCGGCGCCGCUGGAGACGCCGGAUGGAGCCUCUGGAACUCACCGGCCCUGCCGCAGUCUUCGCCUUGGAAGGGGCUCUGGGAGGAGUGACAGAUGACAAGAGCGACGAUGGAAAAUCCGAUGGAAAAUCCGCAUCCACCCUGAGUUUCGGAGUGAACAGACCCACGAUCUCCUGCAUUUUUGACUCCGGGAACCGAUUCCACCUGCGCUGUUACCUGUACCAGGCACGGGAUCUCAUGGCCAUGGACAAGGACAGCUUCUCUGAUCCCUACGCCAUCGUGUCCUUCCUGCACCAGAGCCAGAAGACGGUGGUGGAGAAGAACACCCUGAAUCCCACCUGGGAUCAGACCCUGAUCUUCUACGAGAUCGAGAUUUUUGGGAAUUCUCGGGACGUGGCCGAGUCCCCUCCCAAUAUCCUGGUGGAAAUCUAUGACCACGACACCUACGGCGCGGAUGAAUUCAUGGGGCGCUGCAUCUGCCGGCCCAGCCUGGAGCGCUCGCCCCGGCUUUCCUGGUAUCCCGUCCUCAAAUCCGGUCGGAAUGUCGGCGAGCUCCUGGCUGCCUUCGAGCUGAUCCAGAGGGAAAAGCCGGCUGUGCAUCACAUCCCUGGAUUUGAGAGUGAUCUCUCCUCCAGCCUGGAUGAGUCUGCGGAUUCCGACCUUCCCUAUCCGCCGCCGCAGCGGGAGCCCAACGUCUACAUGGUCCCGCAGGGAAUCAAACCCGUCCUGCAGCGCACGGCCAUCGAGAUCCUGGCCUGGGGGCUGAGGAAUCUCAAGAGUUUCCAGCUGGCCAGCGUGACCUCGCCCAGCCUGCUGGUGGAGUGCGGGGGCCAGCGCGUCCAGUCCGGCGUCAUCAAGAACGUCAAGAAGAACCCCAACUUCGACGUCUGCGUGCUCUUCAUGGAAGUGCGUCUGCCCAAGGAGAGCCUCUACAGCCCCCCCAUCAUCCUGAAGAUCAUCGACAACCGCCCCUUUGGCCGGAGACCCGUGGUGGGACAGUGCACCAUCCGCUCCCUCCAGGAAUUCUACUGGGAUCCCUUCCAGCAGGACACGGGGGCGCCCCAGGAGCAGCCAGAUGACGUCAGCCUCACGCCCAGGGACGACGUCCUCAUCGACAUCGAUGACAAAGAGCCCCUGAUCCCCAUCCAGCUUUCCGAGGGUUUGACGAGCUCAGCACUAAUUAACAUCCCGGAUUCCCGGGCCCCGCCUCAUGAGGAGGAAUUCAUCGACUGGUGGAGCAAAUUUUACGCUUCCACGGGAGAGAGGGAAAAAUGUGGAUAUUACUUGGAAAAGGGAUUUGACACCUUGAAGGUCUACGAGACAGAGCUGGAAAACGUUGAGGAAUUUGAGCAUCUCUCCGACUUCUGCCACACCUUCAAGCUGUUCCGGGGGAGAUCCCAGGAUUCCAGCGAUGACCCCUCGGUGGUGGGGGAAUUCAAGGUGGGAUGGCUUUCCAAAUGGAUGCUGAAUUCCCAGAAUCAUUUUAUUUGGGAGAGGGAUGGGGUUUGGAACAACCUAUGGAAAAGGAUGGGGCUGGAAUUCCAUUUUUGGGUUUUUUGUGUUUCUUUCCGUGCCCACCUCCAGUGUGAUCCCUACGUGAAGAUUUCUGUGGGAAAGAAAUCCAUCAAUGACCAGGAAAAUUACCUUCCCUGCACUCUGGAGCCUGUCUUUGGGAAGAUGUUCGAGCUGAGCUGCACCCUGCCCCUGGAGAAGGACCUCAAGGUCACCCUCUACGACUACGACCUGCUGUCCAAGGACGAGAAGAUCGGCGAGACCGUCAUCGACCUGGAGAAUCGCUUCCUGUCCAAAUUCGGGGCUCGCUGCGGCCUCCCCCAGACCUACUGCGUCUCCGGCCCCAACCAGUGGCGAGACCAACUCCGCCCUUCCCAGCUGCUCCACCUCUUCUCCCUGCAGCACAACUACAAAGCUCCCACCUACAAAUCUGACCGGAUCAUUUUCCGGGAUCAGGAAUACGUCCUCUCCGAGCUGGAGGAUGGAAAACCCCCGAAUCCGCACCUGGGGCCGGUGGAGGAGCGGCUCGCGCUGGCCGCCCUCCAGAAGCAGGGAUUGGUUCCGGAGCACGUGGAGACCCGGCGCCUUUACAGCCCCCUCCAGCCCGACAUCGAGCAGGGAAAGCUCCAGAUGUGGGUGGAUCUCUUUCCCAAAUCCCUGGGACAUCCCGGCCCCCCUUUCAACGUCACUCCACGCAAAGCCAAGAGGUUCUACCUGCGCUGCAUCAUCUGGAACACCAAGGAUGUGAUCCUGGAUGACCUCAGCAUCACCGGGGAGAAGAUGAGCGACAUCUACGUCAAAGGGUGGCUGGUGGGACACGAGGAGAACAAGCAGAAGACGGAUGUCCACUACAGAUCCAUGGGAGGAGAAGGGAAUUUCAACUGGAGAUUCAUCUUUCCCUUCGAUUAUCUCCCGGCGGAGCAGAUGUGCCACGUGGCAAAGAAGGAACACUUCUGGAGCUUGGACAAGACGGAAAACAAGAUCCCACCCCAGCUGAUCCUCCAGAUCUGGGACAACGACAAGUUCUCCUUCGAUGACUAUUUGGGAUCCAUCCAGAUGGAUCUCAACAGGAUGCCCAAGCCUGCCAAGACGGCGGAAAAAUGUUCCUUGGAUCUUGUGGAUGAUUCCCUGUCCUCCGGCCGCUCCGUGUCCCUCUUUGAGCAAAAAACCGUCAAGGGCUGGUGGCCCUGUGUGGCCGAGCAGGACCAGCAGAAGAUCCUGGCGGGCAAACUGGAGAUGACUUUGGAAAUCGUGGCGGAACAGGAACACGAGGAGCGUCCGGCUGGGAUGGGACGGGAUGAGCCAAACAUGAACCCCAGGCUGGAGGAUCCCAAGCGUCCCGAGACCUCCUUCCUGUGGUUCACGUCCCCGUACAAGACCCUGAAGUUCAUCCUGUGGCGCCGCUACAAGUGGGUGCUGAUCCUGGCCAUCCUCCUCUUCAUCCUGCUGCUUUUCCUGGGAAUCUUCGUCUACGCCUUCCCGAACUACGCUGCUAUGAAACUGGUGAAACCUUUCAACUGAAGCUGUUCCUGUGCCUGCCUGGGAAUUUUGGGAAGGAAUUUUGCCUCUGGAAGUGGAGAAGGAACAACCUCAUCCAGGCCUCCAGCUGCUGCCAAAGACUCCGCUUCCCUUUGGAAUUCCACCUGGGAAGUGGAACCCAACCAAAGCCUCCACCAAAAUAUUCCUGAUUUUCCAGCCUUUCUCUGUUUUGUUUGAGUUUUCCUGCUGCUCUGGUUGGUAAAUCCCAAAUUCCAGUGGAAAUCCGAGGAGGGAGAGGGGAAAGGAUCUUUCCAUCCAUGAGUUGGGAAUGUGUGGAGGAUCCUCAGGGCAGGAUUUGGGAUCUGCCGGCCUGAGCAAAUCCCACGGAUUCUGAGCACUUCUUGCACUCUGAUCCAGCCUCAGUUUCCCUUUUCCCUGUAUUAUCCCAUUUCUAUAUUGUAAACCUACGGAAAAACGUGUUGGAAAACCGGAAUCCCUGGGAUGACACAUCGCAUUCCCAAAGCUGAAAUCACGGGAAUGGGAACGGCUGUGGUGCAAAACCUGGGAUUUGGAGUUGGUGCUCUGCGAAAUUGCAGUUUCCUUUGGAUUUUGAGGCCUUGGCAUUCCAUCAUGGAUUUCUGGAGUUGGUUUUCCCUUGGAACUGCUCCACAACCCCACAGGUCUCCCAUUCCAACUGGGAGAGGAAUCCCAGGAGCAGCUGGGCUUUGAUUUCCUCCUCUCCUGCUGUCUCUCUGCUGCUUUUUUUGGGAAUCCUUGGUCUUUUUAGUGUCAGUAUUUGCAGAAUCCCAGGAUCACUGAGGUUGGAAAAAACCUUUGGGAUCAUUGAGUCCGAGCUGUGCCCGAUGCCCGCCUUGGCACUGAGUGCCACAUCCAGGAAUUCCUUGGAAAUCUCCAGGGAUGG
Sturnus vulgaris (Common starling) is the source of this 7150-nucleotide messenger RNA. The record is from RefSeq and is a predicted model, not a curated record. NCBI's taxonomy places the organism in Eukaryota, Metazoa, Chordata, Aves, Passeriformes, Sturnidae.